Molecule: messenger RNA, 693 nt
Organism: Lodderomyces margitis
Lineage: Eukaryota; Fungi; Ascomycota; Pichiomycetes; Serinales; Debaryomycetaceae
Exons: 1
Coding region: 1-693 (230 amino acids)
Biological process (GO): protein import into nucleus
Cellular component (GO): nucleus; cytosol
Molecular function (GO): nuclear import signal receptor activity
Source: RefSeq, a predicted model, not a curated record
AUGAGCAUAUUUGGAGCUAUAUGUCUGGGAAGACCAAUGAUAUUGGCAGAGCAAGUUGAUCAGACCAAGUUUGUCAUUAAUGUCCCCAAUGCGUCCAACAUAUCCUACAUUACCAUCUUUAUUCUUCCCAACUCGCCAUUCGUUGAUAACAAUUUUACUGCAUUAGUCUAUUUCCAGUUACCUCAAGAAGCUGGUGCUGGCAACACUUCAACGGGGGCUGCUGAAUUUAAGUUGCUCGGUGGAAUCAAUCCCGAUAAGCCAUCAGCAAUAUACAAAAUCAGUAAUAUACACCCUACAACGAAAAGAGCAGAUGAUGGAAUGGACUUGGAAAUGGGUGGAGGAGAACCAAUUGAUUUGUCGGACUCUGUAAGUAUCAAUAUUGGAAUUUCAAUUGAACCAACUCCACAAGCCGAGCAGACUAUUCUACAAUCAAAGCUGAACAACCCCAGUAGUAAUGCCCUAGUUGCAAAUCCACGAUCUCAACAGCAACAACAACAACAAGCAGCAGCAGCAAACAGUCCUGACGGAACAGCAAACUUGGCCAACAAAAUUGUAGGGCAUGCCUAUAACUACUUGGCAAGCUUUAUUGAUCCACAGGGUAAGGUGCCCAUAAAGGCUUUUGAUAACUGGUGGGAUAAAUUUAGGGCCAAAUUACAGAAUAAUCCAAAUUUUUUGAAUGAGAUUCUGGAAUAA